CUGAUCUUGUUUUGAGGCAACAAAUCAAUUAAUAUGUAUGUAUGUAUGUUACUAUUCUUAGAAACUCGAUAAACUUAACAACAAAAUAGAUCUUCAAUAUGAGUCGGCUUGUUCACCUCGUUUCUAGCAAAUCUCCUCAACUUAAUCCACUUCUUGCAAUUCCACAUGCUGCUUCUAAAUCUAUCAAGAAAUACAGCCAACACAAAGGAGUAGGAAAGGAAGAAACGGUGUCAUCAUCGGAAAGAGGAGAAAGGGCGCCGUCAACGGCGGAGGUGCUGCAACAAUUAACCGAUGAGAAGGAAAGAAGCUUGGAUGAAAAUUCUGGUCAAGGUGUUGUAAGUCACAACUAUGCUGAUAAGGUGAUCAGUGAUAUUGAUGAUGGUAAUGAUAAUCCUGAUGAUAUUAACGAGAAGUGCAAUGCCUCACAGUAAUAAGCUUUAAUUUGGACCGACUACUAAAUGUUUUGCAUUGUUUGAUGUUGUAUACAUGUGCUUUCUUUUUGGAUUGGGUUAAUAUUGUUGUUUCUUUUUUUUUUUUUUUUUUUUUUUUUUGACAAACAAUAUUGUUGUUUCUAGUUGCUUAUGUCAUUUAUUUGGAAAUUUUGCUGUAAUAACUAAUAAGGGACUAUAAGUACAAGUUUUUAGAU
This is a messenger RNA of Chenopodium quinoa (quinoa), 646 nucleotides long. RefSeq lists its product as uncharacterized. The coding region runs from base 99 to 431 and encodes 110 amino acids. Lineage: Eukaryota; Viridiplantae; Streptophyta; Magnoliopsida; Caryophyllales; Amaranthaceae. The transcript is spliced from 2 exons. The record is from RefSeq and is a predicted model, not a curated record.